AUGGCCGAUUUUCUCCCUUACGCCUCCAUGGUUUGCUGUUUAACUUCGGUGCUAUUCCUCUCGACCAGCGUCGCCGCCGCGGGGACCACCGAAUUAGCCACCCAAAUCUGCAGAAACACCACCAGCUACGCUUUCUGCCAGGAGGCCAUGUACUCCGACCCACACGCCGUUGGCGCCGACAGAUACGUUCUUGCGUACAUAGCCUACCGCCAGGCUUAUCUCAACGCAACGGAUACCGCGGACUACAUUGCCUCGGAGCUGAAAUCCAUGGAAUCGGGUGGAGCAUCUGAAUUCUUGACGGGUCUGAGGAAGUGCCUGGGGUAUUAUCAGGAGGCGAUUCGGAGGCUUGCGGAAAUGCUGGGAAAUUUGGAUUCCGAGACGUUUUACGGGUUGGAUGAAUUGUCGAUUGAUGUCGAGAAUAGUGUGCGCAGUUGCGAGGCGAGUGUGGGGAGGCCAUCGCCCUUGUCGAAGAGGAAUGAAGAUUUGGCUAAGCUUUCCAAUAUUUGUUUUGUUGUUUCUAAGCUGUACAUUUAUCUCUAG
This is a messenger RNA of Sesamum indicum (sesame), 540 nucleotides long. Its product is annotated as cell wall / vacuolar inhibitor of fructosidase 2-like. Lineage: Eukaryota; Viridiplantae; Streptophyta; Magnoliopsida; Lamiales; Pedaliaceae. The record is from RefSeq and is a predicted model, not a curated record. Gene Ontology annotation, molecular function: enzyme inhibitor activity.